AUGGGCAUCUUCAUAUCCUACGCGGUUCGAGGGUGCAAUUCGCAAAAAGCCGCGCUUCUGGCCGUUUCGAAUCUCUUCAUCGCAAUCCUUAUGCGCAAGAGCUGGUUAUCAAUACGUUGUUCACUGUUGCUUGUACGGUUUCUCGGUCAUGGCCUUUUGGAUGUAAACUCGUUGCAAGGGGAGCUAGCCAACAACGAGAGAAAAUCAGUGGCAACAGUUGUCCUCACGCACCACAUUCUGGGUUUCUUGACAAGCAUCAUCAUCUUUGUUCAUGGGGUGGACUGUAACUGUAUUAGUUUGGGCGCAGAGGCCGUCGUCAAGAAUGAUCACAGGGACCAGACAUUUCUGGGAAAUGCUCGUGUUCAUCCGGCUCUCUUUUGGCUGAUGAUCAUCCUCAGCUGUUCGAUCGUCCUGCCUUGGGUCAAACUUCAAAAGGUUCCCAUGCGCAGCGUCGUUAUCUCUGACCACGCUGUCCAAAUGUUCGUUGACUACGGCUCUCACCCCGUUCCCGGAUCAUUCCAGCGGUUCUCUGUUGACCCACUAUACAAGUGA
Molecule: messenger RNA, 552 nt
Organism: Desarmillaria tabescens
Lineage: Eukaryota; Fungi; Basidiomycota; Agaricomycetes; Agaricales; Physalacriaceae
Exons: 7
Coding region: 1-552 (183 amino acids)
Source: RefSeq, a predicted model, not a curated record